Messenger RNA from Rubroshorea leprosula, 1238 nucleotides. NCBI's taxonomy places the organism in Eukaryota, Viridiplantae, Streptophyta, Magnoliopsida, Malvales, Dipterocarpaceae. The record is from the annotation of a GenBank genome assembly.
CUGCUCUGCUCUUCUUCUUCGUGCAGCUCGACAAGCCCCCCCAAAGCCACCGACUUCCUCUUCCUUUGAAAACCGAAAAAGGGGCUUGAAAUUCUCCUUCUUUCUUGUUCAAUAACAAGAUUUAGGACCUAGAACACUCUCCUAAACCCAGAAAAUCCCAGAUCUGCUCUGUUCUUCCCCUUGUUGUCCGUCGGCCUCUGCUAUCCGUGAUUUCUGGUCUUUUUCUGCCCGUGAGCCCCCUGCAGAAAUGCCGCCGGCUUCUUCUCCCUACCAGCUCCGGUUUGCUUGCUGGAAUUCUGGUUCUUGAUCGUUCAGUCAGUUUAGUACGUGAAUUGAGUGCUCAGUUUUGCGGAGUGAGGUAAGUAAAUUUAUGGUAAUGCCCGCACUGUUUUUAAAAGAUGUUUUGACUUGUGUUUGAAGUGGUGGCGAGACUAAACCCGUUUUAUGCAAAAGUAAGUAUGACUGAUUUGAAGUGAAGUUUUAUGCUUUUCAUUAAAUUGAGCAUGCCUACUUGAAAUUUAAUUGAUUACCCCGAUGAUUUGAAAGUGAUUAGUAAAGCAUGAUUUUCUGUUAACUUCUGCCUAUUUUGUCUCCGAUACGGUCAUGUUAUCCUGUUGCCCGCUAGUGGGAGGUCAAACGCUAGCACAUGUCGACAUGUUCCUGAUAGAACCGGUUCAUUCCUGUAAUCCUACUAGUGGGAGUUAAACACUAGUAAUUCCUGUUGUCUGCCAGUGGGAGGUUUAAACACUGGCCAUGACCUAUAGAGGAGACGUCUAUUUCGUUCCCGUACUUGUAUCCGUUUUCUGAUUACACUUGUUGGCAUGCUAUAAGUUUAGUUGACUACUACUGAACUUUAUUCUGCAUAAUGGUUAUCAUUGAGAAUUCCGUUUAUGUUUAAACUGUUUAUCUGAAAUGCUCAAAUUUUACCCACGGGCUAUCCAUACAUUUACUUAUUGAGUUUAUCUCAUAGUUUUUCCUUGUCCACUAUUUCAGGAAAUGAAACCGAGGAUGGGGAAACCACGAGAAGUGACGAAUUAGAAGGCUAGCCAUUUCGAGAUUGAUAUAAUUUUAGAAAUAAAUCAUGUUUUUUUUGUAAGAUAGAUUUCACCUUGUGAUUUUAAGUUUAAGUCAUGUUGGACAUAGAUUUAUGGAAUAUAUUAUCAUUCUUGGAAGAUAGAUUCUACCUUGAAUUUAUGGUAUUAAAACAGAUGUUGCGAGAAUAGAGUUUGGGAUUUGAA